Camelina sativa (false flax) is the source of this 1321-nucleotide messenger RNA. The record is from RefSeq and is a predicted model, not a curated record. Lineage: Eukaryota; Viridiplantae; Streptophyta; Magnoliopsida; Brassicales; Brassicaceae.
GGAAACCUUAGUAGUGGAAUAGUUUCUCUCAAUUUAUUCAUUUACCCUUAUUGAUACAAAAGAUAUAACUUGUCUAACAAGUUCUUUACAUAUUCAAUAAUGGCAAGUCUACUUAUUCAGCAAUAGGAGAAUAUUAUACAAAUGUUAGCUUUCCUUUUAACUCGCUCUCAUAAUCUCCAAGAUCUCCUAGUAUCUCUCUCUGUAACCAAGAAUAACUAAAUUGUUCUUGGAGAGUUUGAACUCGCAUCAACAAGCCGUAAUCAUGAGAUCUUUCACCGUCUUCGAGAGAUUAUCUAAAGCUUUCCAUGAUUAUCCUUCUCUCUCCAGGAUUCUAGUCGUCUCCACCAUCAGUGGUGGGGGACUUAUAGCCUACUCUGAGGCAAAUGGAUCCUAUAGCAACAAUGGUGAUGAAACUGGAACCAGAAAGAAAAAGGUUGUGUUGCUCGGAACUGGAUGGGCUGCAGCAAGUUUCUUGAAGAGUUUGAAUAACUCCUCUUAUGAGGUUCAGGUUAUAUCGCCUAGAAACUACUUUGCUUUCACUCCCUUGCUACCUAGUGUUACUUGUGGAACUGUUGAAUCUCGCAGCGUUGUUGAACCAAUUCGUAACAUUGGAAGGAAGAAUGUUGAGAUGUCUUUCGUGGAGGCAGAAUGUUUUAAAAUUGAUCCAGAAAGCAAGAAAGUGUUUUGCCGAUCUAAACAAGGCCUGGAUUCGAAUGAGAAGAAAGAAUUUGAUGUUGACUACGACUACCUUGUAAUUGCUACUGGAGCUCAGUCCAACACAUUUAACAUUCCUGGGGUGGAGGAGAACUGUCAUUUCCUCAAAGAGGUUGAAGAUGCACAGCGAAUCCGUAGAGCUGUCAUUGAUUCUUUUGAGAAGGCAAGCUUACCGGGACUAAACGAAGAAGAGAGAAAGAGAAUGCUACAUUUUGUGGUUGUUGGUGGUGGACCAACAGGUGUUGAGUUUGCUGCUGAGCUGCAUGAUUUUGUUAACGACGAUCUAGUCAAACUCUAUCCUAAAGCCAAGAAUUUAGUGCAAAUCACUCUUCUUGAGGCUGCAGACCACAUCUUGACCAUGUUUGACAAGAGAAUUACAAAGUUUGCUGAAGAAAAAUUUAGUAGAGAUGGUAUUGAUCUGAAAUUAGGUUCCAUGGUAGUCAAUGUGAAUGACAAGGACAUUUCUGCUAAAACCAAAGGAGGAGAGGUCUCUACUAUUCCUUAUGGAAUGAUCGUUUGGUCAACUGGUAUUGGGACUCGUCCUGUGAUCAAAGAGUUUAUGAAACAAAUUGGCCAGGUGGGUAAUCAAAUGUCUCAUGGUAUAUGA